UACUUCGUGGAACGGGUCGAGUUCCCCAACAUCCUGGCGGUCCAUUUUGUCAUCUACGGGCCGCUGGGGCGUGGUGUCAGUGGGUGUCGACUUCUCGAUGCGCUUGGCAAGGGUUUCGCCGAUUUCAUCAGGGACCGAGUGGUGGAUGUUCCUGAAAGGUUCCUG
Molecule: messenger RNA, 165 nt
Organism: Sodiomyces alkalinus F11
Lineage: Eukaryota; Fungi; Ascomycota; Sordariomycetes; Glomerellales; Plectosphaerellaceae
Exons: 1
Source: RefSeq, a predicted model, not a curated record